AUAUGUACUUACAUAUGUCGAGUUCUGACUAGCAUAUAUGGUGUAAAGGAAAGUUUUGUUCGCGAUUGCAUUCUCUUAACAAAUAUAUCACUUUAGCUGAUAUGGCACAAAUGUCAGAAACCGGACACCCUAUUAAGAUUGAAUGACAAAUGAAAAGUAUUGAUUGAGAAAGAAAAGUGUUUUUUCUCUCUCCUUCUCUCAUGAUAAUUUCACCGAAGUGUGACCUGUUAGCGUUAUAGCGACAUACAAUACACUCGUAUGAAACGGAAUCCCCGUGUUAUUACAAUGCUCGUCGGGGAUGUCAUAUCGCAUACGAAAACAAGCCGUGUACUCUGUUCCCAGUUUAUCAUGGAUAAGACGAAUGGAUUGUAUGCAAAUGAAGCCGUCUGAAAUUACUGUCAAGAGGUUCGAGUCUCCGUUUCUCUCGGCUGUAAUCGUUGUAUCAAGUGAGAGGGGGGAAUCGGGUCACGCCGUCAACCAAUCGUGACAAACUUGCAGCGGUGGCUACGUUAAUUUAUAGUCUAUAAAUAGAGGUGGCGAUUUCAGCCAGGGAUAUCCCUACAUCACCCCACUGCUGUAUGAGGUGCACUACUCGUGGUGAACUGUCAAACAGAUAUAUUAUAUUGGUUAUCUCUGCGCAGGAGUUUAAAAAUCGCCACACUGGAUAUUUCGUGGUUGAGAGAGCUCCUCGAUACGGUGAGGAUGGAGGACUUUCUCCCGCUCGUCUCCUCUCUGGAGAGGGAACAGUUCACGCUGCAGAGGCUCAACUCGGCUGGGGAGGAGAGUGAUUCCAGCUUCGAGGAUUUCCGUAGCCACAGUCCGGCCAGCGUGUGGAGUCUGGACAGUAUGGAUGAUGACUUUUACUUGGAAUAUUUGUUUUCGCAAGGACUCGCUGAUGCCAUAGAGAAGGCUUCUGAUAUGAGUGGAGCUGGUGCUUCUCGUGUGACGGGGAACAGCUCCGCGCCGGUGAAUUUUUCAGAAGUUCCGUCGACCCAUAGUCAACCUAUUCAUAGUAUAGCCCUUCAGAAUUACGUCCCCACCAAUCCACCGGCAUCGGCAGCUGCUCAAAACAAUCCAUCGUACAGUGCAAUGACAUUUGUGGACAAAGAUGUGUACACGGUUCCUGACUGCACCCCGUUGUCAUCAGAUGACGUGUUUCAGUCCCACAUCGGCAGCGUCAGCAGCACCAUCAUCAAUAACAUCAACAUCAACAACAUGAAUAACAGCAGCACGACGUCCAACAACGAUCUAGUAGUGCUAGGUGUGGGUUUGCAGAACCUGAUGCAUAAUUACGCGAGCAAAGGUACGUCACAAGAAGUCACCGUUGGAAUUCAGAACAAUUCUUUUCGCAGGCAGACGGCAUUCGACAGCAGCAGUAGCAGCAGCAGCAGCAGCGGCAGCAAGAUGCUGGUGAGUCCAGGACGGCACGUACUGAGCCACGCCUCCACCAACUCCUUACUGACUCAAACCCACAGAUUCGAUGAGGUGAAAAUGAGGACUCUGAAAUCGAGUCCUGUGAAGUCUGGCGGUGCCAGGGAUAAGGUGGAGGAGAAGAUCUACCACUGCACGUACGCCAACUGUAACAAGGUGUACAGCAAGAGCUCACACCUGAAGGCGCACCUGAGACGCCACACGGGGGAAAAACCGUUCGAGUGCACGUGGGCCGGCUGCGGCUGGAGAUUUUCGCGCUCAGACGAACUCGCCAGGCAUAAACGUUCUCACUCCGGGAUUAAGCCGUACCAGUGCAAGAUUUGUGAAAAACGAUUCUCACGGUCCGACCAUCUGUCCAAGCAUCUAAAGGUGCACAGGAAAAGGUAGAACACGAUAGUGACGAUAGAUAAUACAAAACAAAAAUAUCAUUUUUAGGUCAUUUUUAACAUUUAUAUUUAUUAUUAUUUCCUCCCUAUUAGAUAUCAUAUGCAAAACUUUAAUCAAGACUAUGCAAUAAGGCUGUCUCAUAACAUUAAAAAAACAAAUGUCCACCAGAUGGCAGCUUGGUGUAAUUGAAGUACAUUAAUUAACAUAAUGGUGUAUUUUGUGUGAUACUUUUAUACAUGUUGUAUUGCAAUAUGGCAUUAGUGAAAUUAUGAACGUGUAUAAAUUUUACAGUUUUCUUCAUGGAUGAAUGUGAAAGAAAACAUUAUAUCGUUACGUGGUUAUGAAAUACUAUAUUGAAAGUUCUAAAAGAAAAUCAUUAUCAUGUAAUCAUUCACAUAAUUAUGAUUUUUAAUCCACCAUUCUACAUCGUAUAUCAAUUCCAAUCCCAAACCAAUAAUAUGAUGAGUUUCAAAGUCAAAUAUCUUGAGUCCCAAAUCAAAGAUGUGGAGUGUCAUAAUUGAAAAAGGACAAUUAUUUGGAUAUAGUGAGCCACUAGUGGACCAAAAUCAUGAGACAAUUCUUGAAGGUUUUUAAAGAGCUCAUUUGUGUAUCAGCUCAGUGGUGUAUCGACAUUUUGUCUUAGGUUGUUCAUGUGAUCUAGCAGAGCGUUUCGUCAUAGUCAUCAUCAUAAUAUCAGGAUCCGGCCAAACGUAUUAUUCACGCCACAUUACCAUACGAUGGACAGAAGGAAUAUUGUUCGUUGGACUUUAAACUGCUUGUUACAGAUCCAGUUUGAAACGUCACUGUUAACCAUUAAAAGGUGAUAAAUCAAA
Messenger RNA from Gigantopelta aegis, 2651 nucleotides. Its product is annotated as Krueppel-like factor luna. The coding region runs from base 703 to 1818 and encodes 371 amino acids. Lineage: Eukaryota; Metazoa; Mollusca; Gastropoda; Neomphalida; Peltospiridae. Gene Ontology annotation, molecular function: DNA-binding transcription factor activity, RNA polymerase II-specific; RNA polymerase II cis-regulatory region sequence-specific DNA binding. The transcript has a single exon. Gene Ontology annotation, biological process: regulation of transcription by RNA polymerase II. The record is from RefSeq and is a predicted model, not a curated record.